AUUGGAGACACGUGCAGUGCACAUGUAUGUAUAUAGUUGCAUGCCUCAUCACAUCAACGUGUACAUGGCCCUCAUGUAUCGUAUCACCACAACAAACAAAGAACGACACGAAAAACACAAACAUGAGUUUUCAUCCGUGUUUGUUGCAAAAAUACAUCAGUCUCACUCAGCCAGCUACUUCCGCCCGCCCCUUGGCAUCCCGUCCCUCCCGUUUGAUUCUCUUGCCCUUGCCCCGAGCACCAUCACCACCAGCCGCACCCUUUCUCUUGCGGUGGCCAUGGGGGAUGCGUCUGUCCGUUCCUUCCUGAGAAUCGCUGCUAAUGACCAUGGCAUGUGAUGCCCUCCCACCCGACUGCACAUCCCCGCCCCGCCCCCCCUGCUGCUGGGCCGCCACUUCAUCGGCACAGUCAGUAAGGUCCACAACGUCCCUUUGAUCGCCUCGCGGCUGCUGUGACACUGCUGCUGCUGCCGCUGCUGGUGGGAUGGGGUUUGAGGUGGGGGGCAUCCGACGCUCGCUGGCUGCUCCUCCAGCAGGAUGCGCAGCAGCAGCGGCAGCACUCACCAUAGGACGCUGAUCACCAUCCCCUCCCACGCCCUCCGCAUCUCCCCCAUUGUCACCAUAGUCGUCAUCGAUCCACCCGUCGAUUUCAUUCAUUGGCACCUCAUCUUCCCUCUCCCUCUCGCUCUCCUUUGCCUGCGGUGCAGGUGCGGCAGCCGCAGCUGGCAUGGUGGCUGGCUGGGGGUGAGGGGCCCGUGCCCACAUGAAUUGAAUGCUGGGUGGCCGAAACGGUUGUCGGGGGACUGGGCUGUGUCCUCCUGCAGGAGGGCAGGGAAUCCCCCUCGGCGGCAUGGGGCCAUGAGGCAUCCCCACGGGGCGAGCGAUAAUACCAUCAGCAGGUGGUCUGGGUCUGGGUGGUGGGGGCCGGACGUACGCACGCGCAGGCGGACCCGGAGGCGGGGGUGGCAUUGCAGGUGGCUGUGAGGUUUGGGAGUACCACAGCGGUGGUAGGUUGCCAGGAGGGGCGAUAGGGGGCAUCGCGGCAGCGCCGCCGCCGGCCGGGUCAUUGGCAUCGGCAACACCUGGCAGCCGAGGGGGAGUGCGGCUGCGGGGUGGGGCUUUGUUGUAGAAUUGCGGCCGUCCGCCUGGUUUGGAUGGGUUGGCCAUGGCGGCCAAGAAGUCACGCGAGGGCCCGGUGCCAUCCGCAGCACCACUGAGGGACUUCAGCAUCUGCUCCAAUGCACGCUUGACAGCUGUCCGGUCGUCAUCGGGGAUGUGCGAGUAUGUGAUGCGAUUGACGAGUGGCGAGGGGUCGGGUGGGAGGUCCGCCAGGUAGGGGGAAACGGAGCAGCGGUUGGGUUUGUUGUUGUCGAGCUUGAUCUCGACGAAUGAUAUGCGCAGCUGCUCCUUGGCCCGGGAAAGAGCCACAUAGGCCACGCGCCGCUCCUCCUCCUGCGAAUCGGGCCCGCUGCCUCCACUGCCUGCAAUGCAAUCAAUGCACGUACACACAAGAGAGCAGGUGUGUGCGGCGGUGUCUCUCUGGUGUCCUUCCUGCGGUGUCUAUAGGCCUGCCUACUGUGUAGGGCAGUUCAGUCGGGGUGUUUGGUGACUGACUGACCUGUAUUCUGUCCACCACAAGGCCAUUCGCCGUCGUUCAUGCGUGUGCAGAAGACGAAUGGCCACUCCUUGCCCUUGGCGCCGUGAGCUGUGGUGAGGGUGACGCAUUCCUCUCGUUGUUGGUGGACGCCUUCUCAGCCAGCAGCUCGGUCGCAUCGUCUGAGGGACACAAAUACACCCACACAUACACGGACACACACACACACAUAUGGAUGGAGGGAUGGAUGGAUGGAUUGUCUCUGACCACUGAGAGCUAUGGCGUCCAGGAAGCCAGAGAGACGAGCAGCAGGAGACUGCUGCUGCUGCAAGGCAAGGCAAGGCAAGGCAAGGCGACCAAGGGAGGCAGAGGGCAAGGUAGGUAGGUACGGAUGGUACGGAUGGAGGGGGCUUUCCUUUCUUUGUGUUUGUGUGUCUCCUUCCUUCCUUCUGUGCAUGUCAUGUCGUGUCGUGUCGUGUCGUGUCGUGUCGCCGCCUACAGUGUAUGCUUUUGCCUCUCGCUGGAGUGCCUCUAUUAGUGCACCGUAGUCUCGUGACUGGGGCAGCUUCUUGACGACACGGUGCAGAAAUUCCGACAACUCCAGAUCCCUCAGCCUGACGCGUGCCAUGUGUGUAUGUGGUGGGUGAGGGGGACACACACACAAAGCAGCCCGGUGCGCAUAUCUGGUCAUUCUGUAAACCCUCCCCUGACCGACCGACCUGUCGGUGAGUUGGCAUGACUUGUCGAGUACAUUGCAUGCGGCGCAGAUCGCCCGGUUAAGCACCUCGUUCUCAUGCACACGCUGCCUCGGCCCGUCUGGCUUCUCCUCAUACACGUGAAUCCUGCCGACCGCUGCCCGCACGCGCUGCUCGAACCUGCUGAUGGCGUCUGCAGACGGCUCUGCCAGCCGUAGCUGCUCCCGUCGGCGACGGGCCACCCUCUCUCGGUCUUUCUUCUUGGGGAGCUUCUGGGCCCUGGGCGGCUGCUUCUUGAUGGGUGGCCGGUGGGGCGCCGGCGGCUGCUGGUGGUGGUGGUGGCCGUCCUGGGUGUCGUGGUCGGGUGGUGGUGGGGGUGGGGGCUGGGGCACCUCCUGCUCGGCCAUGGCACUCAGGAUGGUGAGGCAGGUGAUGAAAGGCAGGGGGCCGUUGGGGGGAGGCAGCUCCUUGCGACCUGGCCACAUGCAGCGCAGUGACCCACAUGCAGAGUGUCGCGUCGUGUAGUGUCCUGAGGUCUUUUUGCUGUUGCUGCAUUGUGUUCUGAAGUCUAGUCUAGUAUUUGUGUAUUUUCCCACCGAAUGCAGCCAUCUGCCUCAGUAGCUCCACGGAAUGUUUCGUCCCUGUCGGUCAGACAUGGCCGUCACCGCCCGCAUGGCAUCGUCGUCGUCGAUCGGCUUGAGAACGAAGCGACAGAUCGCCAGAAUGUCCUCUACCUGCCAGCCACAUGACAUGUACCACCCAACAACAUACAUACAUACGGACGUACGUAAGUACGGAUAGAUGGCCACGCCACGGGGCGAUUGCCAAGUCGGAUUCAUUUCACCCCCCUCACCUCUCGCUGGGAGUAGUAGGCGGCCCCGCGGACGACCAACGGGAUGUUGUGGCCCUCCAGGAACUUCUGAAACUCCGUCAACGUUGACUGCUUCCUAUACAAUACAAUACCUCAUUCAUACCACAGAAACCGUGAUCGUCAGUCAGUUCUCCCCGCCCAUGCCCCUUCCCCCUUCAUUCACUGUGUGUGUCAUGUGCAGGUAGGUAGGUACCUGCAGAUGAUCGCUAUGUCCUUCCACUGGCAGGAAGGCUGCUGCAGGGGCCCACUACCAGCCCCAUCAAUGAACCCCUUGAGCAUGAGUAUGUGUAGGAGCACCCAGAACAUCUCAUGCUCGGGCGUGGCACACGAGCAGGCCUCCACGGGCUGCCCUCUACCGAGCGCCGCGGAGACCGGGGGCGGGGCAGCAGCAGAGGGGCACCACCACCACGCAGGACGGCCUGACUCACUUCAACAAUGCUCUUGCUACUCCUGAAUGAACAGCACAAAAAUAGGUAAAGCCACAGGGGCGUGCAUGCAUUUCGAACCAAUCAAGGGAUCCAAUCCUCAGUGGAUUGGAUCUUACUGACCUGAAGUUCUGCGUGAGCUUGACCCUGGGAGCGGCUUGGUACCGGUCUCGGAACGCCCCGAACUGGUCGUCUCCAGCACCUAUUAGCGCACAAAAUGAGAUGGAUGUGGACAUAUGCUGUUUGAGUCCGGGCAGCUGCUGCCUACCCUGGAAGCCAUAGAUUCGCUGGGAGGGGUCCCCAACGACCGUCACGCGACCGUCACGGGCGAGCAGGUGCAGCAAUUGUAGCUGCACCGUGGAUGUGUCCUGCACAGUGCACACACAGACACAGACACACCCAUUCAUUCAUUCAACUAGAGGGUGUAUGCCAUGUGUCUCUCCCGCUGGCCCCGUCUCUCUGACCUGAAAUUCGUCAACAAGAAUGAAUGUGUGGCGCUUCGUCAGCUCGGCCAGCAGAGGGGACGCCGGCUGCUGUAGUGAGUACAUGACGGCCUUGAGCAUGUCACAGAAGUCCAGGCAUCUGGCCGCCUUCAUGGACUCCUCGUACUCACGGUACACGAUCCUCUGAUUGGCUGCACGCAGCGCACGAUACACACAUAGAAUACAGGAAUACAGGAGAGCAUUAAAGUCAUGCAGGCGAUGCGUGUGUGGUCACUGUGGUGGCUGGCAUCUGACGCACCUGUGAGGGAGCUGUCGUCUGGUGGUAGGUUGCGUGCCUUGGCUCUGUUGAUGGCGCGGAGGUAUUUGGCGGCUGGUCGGAUGUUGGUGGAGUGGCUCCGCUGGAUGACGUUCCUGGUCUGCAAAUCCUCGAGGAUCUCCCCGACCUUGAAUCUCUGCUUGUUCUCAUCCACGACCUGGAACGCCGCCUCCUCAGGCUGCUGCUGGGGCGCCUCGGCUGGUGUGGUGCCGCCUGUGGCUAGGGUGGCACUCGCCUCUCCACCACCCCUCCCCCCGUCCUGUCCGCCAUCCUCAGAAACCUCUCCGGUAGCGCCACCAAGCCGAAAGAAGGCAUCGGCCACCUCAGGCCGCUCCCUUAGGACACUCAAACAAAACGCAUGGUAGGUCUGCACUCCUAUGCGGGCGAGAGGGUUCGUUCGGGCGUUGCCAGAUGCCUUCAAUCGCGCCUUGAGCUCUUCGCAGGCUGCGCGACUGAACAAGAGAGAGAACACGCAUCGCAUCGAUGCACACGCAUCUGAAUGGCGGCUGACCUGAAGCUGAAGACCAGGAUGGCUUCAGGAGCUAUCUCGUAGAGAGAGAUGAUCAACUCCAGCCGAAAGAUUAGCGUUUUAGUCUUUCCGCUUCCGGCGCACGCCUCUAUUGACAGCGGUUCGUCUGUCGGCGACUGACGCGCCCUAUCCUGCUCCUCGGUCAAAGAGCCAGCUGCGGGAGCCCCCGCCAU
Molecule: messenger RNA, 5044 nt
Organism: Vitrella brassicaformis
Lineage: Eukaryota; Vitrellaceae
Source: the annotation of a GenBank genome assembly